AUAGCGAUUAUUAAAACCUCUUUGAUGUUGCAAAUAUAUUACGUUUUUAUAAUAACAAGCCAAUUUUGCUAAUCAUUUGGUAGUUCCAUGAUGGCACAUUGGAAAAAGGUUCCGCUUGCGAGUUUUGUGCUUACACGAGCAACCUUUGUAUAUAAUUUGCUGAGUAUCUACGUACAAAAUAUUUUCUGGGUACGCAAAUCAUGUAUAUCUUAAAACAUAAAUCUCAUCUUCGUAACAGAGUUUCACAAUGGACAAGUUUUCUGUUGUGACGGCAUUGCUGCUGAUUUCUACAAAUUUCUACAAAUCAUGAACAUUUCUAUUUUAUCCGACAAUCAUCUUGAUCGAAGUAAACAUCAAGUAAUCAAUAAUAUUACAUUAAUAAUUUUCCUUUUAAUAACGUCAUUAUAAUAUAACGCAUUUAGCACGUAACAGUUGUUAGUCCUGGUGAAAAUAAUUUUCUGUAAUCUCACUUAACCUUUCGACCGUAUUAUAGAUCAAAUGAUACUCUAACGUUUUCUCAGGAGUAGGAAGAAUUCAUAUACCACGCACUUCUCUUCGCUGAAUUUCCUCCAUUUCCAAACACAAUCCAGACGAUUAUGUUUGAAACGUAAAAUAUUGGCAUGGUGUUUGUACAAUUUAUUAUUUAUUUAGAUGUACCAUUAUGUACUUGUCAAUGUCCGUGUACAUAUGCAUCUGGAUGCCACAGAAACAGUAUGUUGUUGCACGCUUGGGUACAUUUUGCGGUGAUGAUGUUAAUAUUUGGUUAUUCGGAUGGAUCGUACAAGCAAAUUUUGCUUAGUUUCUACCAUCAAUCUGCUGUCAAGUUUUGUCAGCAGGUACUGUCGACCAAACACGAGGCUGAUGCGAAUACAGAGGACUAUGGAUCUGCCACGGUAUUCUGAUCGAAAGUGUUGCCAAUCUGCCGUCACUGCUAUUAAAAUUUGACAUAUUGAGCAUAUUAUCUGUUACAUCCUGGAAGAUGAUGUACGCAACAGACACUCGCACACUCGUGAGGCCCAAACGUACAUGCAGAUCUGCAGAACAGGUUAAGGACAGGAAGGACUCAUUUACUUCGUUGCAGAACGUUUGGUCAUCCUUUAUUUAGGUCAAAGAACUCAAUCUCUUUAUCUGGAAUAGGAGUGUUGAAAGGGGAUUUCUAGUUGAAAUAAUUGAAAGAAAAUGAAUGAAUAAAUGUAAUAAACUUAAUUAAAUUUAAGACGUUUUGAAUAAGGCAGUAUAUUAAUUAUGCUAAUCACAUAAUGUACUUAUAUAAUCUACGCUCGAGUUUCAUUUUGAGUUACGUAGUUCCAAAGUCUUUCGACCGUUUCAACCUGGUGGUUCAACGGACACGUUUGGUGAAGCGUCGUCGAGAGUCUGUUUCGGGCAGGUAUAUUUAAAUAUAUAUGAUAAGAUAAUGUUUAUAGUUUUCUGUUGGCUUCGAUGGACUCUAUUGUUUACCUAAUUUUUUCGAUUUUACCGAAUUUCUUACGGAUAAACGGCCAAUUAUGCUUCUAUUGUGAAAAGAAAAAAAGAAUUUUAUGCUACAAGCGUUGUCUGCAAGACGGAACAAUCUAAACAGGAUAACAGCAAGAGCGGAGCCGGUUUGUGGCUCAUUAAUCAAGAUGUUUUUGAUUUCUAAAGCCUCCCCCCUCCCAUCGCGAUGUACAGCAUCCGCAUUUCUUAUUAAUUUAUCUCGUCUUUCCAUGUUCAACACGUUCUCCCUGGACGAGUCAGAUGAUACGACCGGUCCCAUGCAUAUAUCGCGAUGUAUCCCACUACUGCUGCAGAACAUAUUUUCAGUACAAUAAAUACAGGUGUGCCGACGGGUUUUAACAGAGAACGAAUUUGACGGUGCCUCGGCAAAAUUCCGAGUUUCAAAAUGGACAAGUUCUCUGUUCUGACGACAUUGCUGCUGCAGCUGUUUCGUAUGUUGGUGGAAGUGUCCGGGCAAUCCCCGUGUCCUCAAUACUUUACAUAUAUAAAUGAUCCUUCGACAAACCAAGUAAUCGGACAAAUUAUGAUUCCGUCUCCGCCAAAAAAUGUCGAGCUCCUCUUGAAAGUGGGUUUAAGCAUCGCCGCUUCAUUACCUUCGAAAUAUGUUGGUCGACUGGAAUUGACUCAAUCAGAAGAAGAGUCGAUUAAGAUAGUAGAACAAGGUGGACCCUUGAUUUAUCACGUUCAUUUUCCUUUGAGUCAGCCGGUCCCGGUAUUAACUAGCAUAGGGCUCAAUGGUCAAGUUUAUUGCACAGGUCAUCGUGCGUUGGGAUCGAUCAUUACCUCCAUCGUACUACAGCACACCUUAUAUCCGCCACAGAUGUUAUCGAUUCAGAACGCCUCUCCCAAUGUUGAAUUGAAAAACACGGAAACUCAUCCAGGGGAUAUAUUAGGAAUACAGACGGUGAAACCGUUUGUCCCGAUACCGACGACUCAAUUGAGUAAUAGUCCUAUUGAAUCGGAGCAGAAACUCACUACGCCACGUCCAAUAACAACUACAAGAGUCGACUCUACUGAGAGUUCCAAAUUUAUUGAUAUUUCCAUAAAUUCUCAUAUUCCGAAAUGUUUCUUUCCCCUAUGUAAUCUCUUUAGCUCGAACGAUAGUACGUAAUUAUUGAUUUCAAAUUGUCAGCGAUUGACUGUCGAUCGUUAAAUGUAUACUUAUUACGUGAUACUGCGCUUUGCUAUAUAUCGAUAACGGGUAGAUUUGUUAUAAUCAUUAUACACUUUAGAUUGGAGUGAUGCGUGCAUGUAUUUCUCUUAAAUCGAUAAACGCUUUCAAUAUUCAUAAUUAGCAAGUAAGACUUCGGAACCCGAAUUCCUUUGAAAUGUUAUCUCUCUCUAAUUGCUGUUAAAUAUAAAAUCACAGAAAAUGCGAAUACCUAAUUAGAGUUUAGUGAAAAAUAUGGUGCUACAUUUUAUUUAGAAGAGGAUAAUAAUGUUUUACAGUGUAUAUAUAUAUCAAGAUUACAUUACAUAUCAAAUACAUGUAUCAAGAGUACAUUAGUUCUAAUGUACAAAGCAAAUCUACUUUUCAUGUCAUACUAAUCUCUGAAUCUCAGUUCUUUAAUAAUAUUCCUUCACUCCUCAAUCUUUAAACGUCAAACGAUUCCUUAUAGUAUGUUGUAAAAAAUAAUUAUAGUAAAAAUGGAAUUCGAACUUCCCAAGCUUGCUAGGUUGAGCGCCAUAUCAAUUUGGUCAUCGAGAUUUUGACGUUACUCAAUUCAACACAAAUGUUUAUAAACUUAUUUUAAAAAUGAAUAAACGCUUUUUUUCCUGAA
Dinoponera quadriceps is the source of this 3275-nucleotide messenger RNA. RefSeq lists its product as uncharacterized. The record is from RefSeq and is a predicted model, not a curated record. The transcript has 4 exons. The coding region runs from base 1880 to 2605 and encodes 241 amino acids. NCBI's taxonomy places the organism in Eukaryota, Metazoa, Arthropoda, Insecta, Hymenoptera, Formicidae.